Daphnia pulex (common water flea) is the source of this 2740-nucleotide messenger RNA. It is a transcript of the gene CaMKII, whose product is annotated as calcium/calmodulin-dependent protein kinase type II alpha chain. Gene Ontology annotation, molecular function: calcium/calmodulin-dependent protein kinase activity; ATP binding; calmodulin binding. Bases 698 to 2695 code for a protein of 665 amino acids. The record is from RefSeq and is a predicted model, not a curated record. NCBI's taxonomy places the organism in Eukaryota, Metazoa, Arthropoda, Branchiopoda, Diplostraca, Daphniidae. Gene Ontology annotation, cellular component: cytoplasm; neuron projection. The transcript is spliced from 21 exons. Gene Ontology annotation, biological process: protein phosphorylation.
CGUCAGAUGGCGCUAGCUUGCAGCUUGUUGUCAGUUGCGUGAAGGACGAGAGUUUCGUGAGUCCUGUGAUAUCACAAAGGCGUCAACUCAAGCGACGGUCGUAGCUCUCGGGACUUUUCGGGACUUUCGGGGGGCUGUUUGGGGUUCGGCGUCGCAGUUAGCAUUGCAUUCGAUAGUGUAGUGCCAACAGAGUCGGGAGGAGGGUGUUCGUUACACUGAGAGACUGCCACGACUCGUCACACACACGUCUUCACACUCACGCCAAAUCGUGCAGUGUGCAGUGUGCAAGAGUAAAUAUAAGAAUUCCAGGUUAUUGUGUGUGUGCGUGUGUGUGUGUGUUGUUUCCCCUCUCUUUCUCUGCUGCUGCUGCCUCUGCUGCUGCUGCUGGAGAGAGUUGUGAGUGUACCGAGCCGAUUGUUUUAUCCGGUUACUAGUCUCGUUCGAGUUGACCUGAACGAAAGAUCACGUCCAUUUUCGAUCGCCCUGACCAUAAGUGAGAGUGAUUUGCUGAGCAUGUCGGCCAUUGGUGGUUAAGUGAAUGGUGUCGAAGACAAUUCAAAAGAAGUUUUUUUAGAAAGUACACGCCAAAAAUACGAACGUCAUAACAAAAAAGAAACGAAAUCAAUCGAACUGAAUUUCCAAAAGGGGUUUCAGACUUUUGGAGCGAGCACACAACGGCCAACUAGAUCCAUCCAUCAUGGCUCUGAACGCUACCACACGUUUUAGCGAUAAUUACGAACUGAAAGAAGAAUUAGGAAAGGGAGCCUUUUCGAUUGUGCGGCGAUGCGUCCAAAAAUCCACUGGGUUGGAGUUUGCGGCCAAGAUCAUCAACACCAAAAAGUUGUCGGCUCGAGAUUUCCAGAAACUGGAACGAGAGGCCCGCAUCUGCCGCAAACUUCAGCACCCCAAUAUCGCUACACAUGAACCUUAUGGUGGUCAUUGGCGAGGGAAGGGUGAUCAAGCUUUGCUUCGACUCCACGACAGUAUACAGGAGGAGAGCUUUCAUUACCUCGUAUUCGACCUUGUGACGGGCGGCGAACUCUUCGAGGACAUCGUUGCCCGCGAAUUCUACAGCGAAGCCGAUGCGUCGCACUGCAUCCAACAGAUUUUGGAGAGCGUCAACCAUUGUCACCAAAACGGCGUCGUUCACAGGGAUCUCAAGCCGGAAAAUCUGCUCCUGGCCAGCAAAGCCAAAGGAGCCGCAGUCAAGUUGGCCGACUUUGGUCUGGCCAUUGAAGUUCAGGGCGAACAGCAAGCCUGGUUCGGCUUCGCUGGAACGCCCGGAUACCUGUCCCCAGAGGUGCUCAAGAAGGAGCCUUACGGGAAACCUGUGGAUAUCUGGGCUUGCGGUGUGAUUCUGUACAUUUUAUUGGUUGGAUACCCGCCGUUCUGGGAUGAGGACCAGCAUCGAUUGUACGCACAGAUCAAAGCUGGAGCUUACGAUUAUCCGUCACCGGAAUGGGACACGGUGACACCAGAAGCCAAAAAUCUCAUCAAUCAGAUGUUGACUGUCAAUCCUGCCAAGCGCAUCACGGCCGCCGAAGCCCUUAAACACCCAUGGAUCUGCCAACGAGAACGUGUUGCCAGUGUGGUCCACAGACAGGAGACAGUCGACUGCCUCAAGAAAUUCAACGCCCGCCGCAAGUUAAAAGGCGCCAUUUUGACGACAAUGUUGGCUACGCGGAACUUUUCCAGCCGGAGCAUCAUCAACAAGAAGAGCGACGGUUCCAACGUCAAGGAGUCAACCGAUAGCAGCACGACGAUCGAAGAGGAUGACGUCAAAGAAAAGUCCAAGGGAGUGGUGGAUCGCAGUUCGACCGUCAUCGCCAAAGAGCCUGAAGUGACGCAACCGAGUUUGGCGGACGGCGGAGUCGCCUCCUGCCAGUCGAGCUCAACGGCGCCAGAUGCAGUUGGCACUGGGACCGCAGCGAAUGCAACGCAAAGGGCUAGUGCCGAAGCAGCGAUGAUGGCCAAAGCUCUUGCCUCGUUGACGGCUGCCACACCCUUGCCGUCGUCCGCUUCUGGCGGCGGCGGCAGCGGCGGCGGUAUCAACAAACCGGCCAUCCUUAGCGCGAUCCUCCGCACCGCCGUUCCAGAUCAAGCGACCAAAGUGGAGAAGAGUCAGGUCGCCCCUGCGGUCCCAGCCGCCCCCAUGGCCGCAGUUCAACAUCAUCGAGUUGGCACUCAGCCAGCCGAUCCAAUGCGACCGGACGUUCGACUUACCGCUACGGCCAAAACGUGCUCCCAGUUGCCCAGCAACUGGAACGGCUCAGCCAGGAAACAAGAAAUCCUCAAGCUGACGGAGCAACUGCUGGAAGCCAUCAGCGCUGGUGAUUAUGAAACCUACGCGAAAAUCUGCGACCCGCAUGUGACAUCGUUUGAGCCGGAAGCUCUUGGCAAUCUCGUGGAAGGGCUCGAGUUCCACAAAUUCUUCUUCGACAACCUUCUAGGCAAGAAUUGCAAAUCAAUCAACACACUGAUCCUCAACCCUCACAUCCAUUUGAUGGGCGAGGAUGCCGCCUGCAUUGCAUACGUCCGUCUGACUCAAUUCGUGGACAAACAAGGGCAGGCGCACACACAACAGAACGAAGAAACCCGCGUGUGGUACCGCCGUGAUGGCAAAUGGCUGAAUGUUCACUUUCACCGAUCGGGAGCCUCAACUCCUUGUACUCUUCCGUAUCAUCAAAAUAAAUAACAACACACCUUACCCUAUUAAAAAAAAAAGAAAAAAACCAAAAAC